CUCACGUACGUUUUCAUGCAUAUAUGAUACCUCAGCAAAAUCUCCAUGCAACGGCUGUAAAUAACUUUGGAGCAGCGACAGUACUCGAGUUAUCUAUCCAUAAGUUUAAAAUAAUAUUGGCUGUAGAAUUUGCACUUAAGGAGAUCUGUGUGUGCAUGACGACUGUGGUCUGCUUAUCUACGCAGCGGCAUCAUGAAAACAGCAAAGAUCAUUUGUUGUUUGUUGGCUGUUGUUUUAUAUGAAGCAUUUGGGAAUAUUCAAAAACGUCGAAAGCCAGGACCUGAUGAAAUAGAACGAGUAAUAAAUGCUACUUAUUCCAUUUUCUGGAAAUGUACUAUGUUAAAAUGCCCAAUGGGGCAUGGAGCAACUGUGCCUUGUGCUUCUAGUGUCUCAAUUAGCACACCAAUAAAAUGUAUCCCUUGUAUUGGUGGGGUAAAUUUCUCAGACAGUCAUGAUUACACCACCUGCAAAAGUUGCUGAAACUGUGACAAACAUGAGAAAAAGUCUGGAGAGUGUACCCCUGAAUCAGAUACCACAAAGUGUCUAGGAACAUGUCACAAGGGCUUCUAUAUGGAUAAGAUAUCUGGUGGAUGUCAUCCAUGCAGUGACUGCUGCGGGCAAGAUAAAAAACAUCAUGA
Molecule: messenger RNA, 638 nt
Organism: Pocillopora damicornis (cauliflower coral)
Lineage: Eukaryota; Metazoa; Cnidaria; Anthozoa; Scleractinia; Pocilloporidae
Biological process (GO): Rho protein signal transduction
Cellular component (GO): plasma membrane; cell surface
Molecular function (GO): death receptor activity; coreceptor activity; nerve growth factor binding
Source: RefSeq, a predicted model, not a curated record